This is a messenger RNA of Strigops habroptila (Kakapo), 2052 nucleotides long. It is a transcript of the gene FKRP, whose product is annotated as fukutin related protein. The record is from RefSeq and is a predicted model, not a curated record. Gene Ontology annotation, biological process: protein O-linked glycosylation via mannose. Gene Ontology annotation, cellular component: Golgi apparatus. Lineage: Eukaryota; Metazoa; Chordata; Aves; Psittaciformes; Psittacidae.
CUCAUUAAUUAUCCCUCUUAUUAAUACCCCCUCAUUAACAUCCUCCUCAUUAAUACCCCCUUAUUAAUCACUCCCUCAUUAAUAAGUGCUCAUUAAUGAUCCCUCAUUAACACUCCCUCAUUAAUAUUCUCCUUAUUAAUUACCCCUCAUUAAUCCCCCUCAUUAAUACCCCCUCAUUAGUACCCCCUCAUUAAUGACUCCUCAUUAAUGACCUCUCAUUAACGACCCCACAUUAAUGACCCCUCAUUAACGCCUCUUUCCCCCUCCAGCACCACCGGGCCUCAUGUGCCAGCAUCACCCCACGUGUGAGCGAUGGGCCGGGGGGGGGGGCUCCUUAAAAACCUCAUUAACGACAACUAAUUAACGACUUAAUCAACUAAUGACGACUAAUUAAGCCCCCCCCCCAAGCCCCAGCAUGCGGGUGACCCCGUGCCAGGCCGCCCUUGCCGCAGCCAUCGGCCUCAACCUCCUCCUCCUCUAUUGCGUGUGGCUUGGGGCCCGGCGCCGCCGCCCCCCCCCGGCGCCAGGAGCAUCCUCGUGCCGCAUCCCGCGCGGCAUUCCCGGCGUCACCGUCCUGCUCCGGGACUUCGAGGCCACGGAGAACGACGUGCUGGGAACGGCACGAGCCUUCUCCUCCCUAUUGCUGCCGGUGGUGGUGGCCCCGGACACGGUGCUGUACCCCCCGCUGCCGUUACCUCCCGGUGUCACGGUAUUCCCGGUGCUUCCCGUUCCCGAGCGGCCGCCUCCGCUGGCGCAUCCCGAGCUCCACAUCCGCACCCGGCACGUGGCGCUGGUUCCCGACGGCACGCGGGCGCUGCCGGGGCUGCUGGAGCGGAUGCGGGAUGCGCUGGAGCGCGGCAGCGGGGAUACCCGGAUUGCGGUGGCGCCCGUGGGGCCGGUGCCCUUGAGGUGCCUGGAGCUGAGCUUGGAGCCGCGGGAAUGGACGGUGCGGUACCGGGAUGCUCCCGCUAUCCCGGGCCUUUGCCAGGCUGUGGAAGGCGCCGCCGUGCUCCUCCUGCGCACCCGGGAUCUCUUCGCUCUGCCGUUCCCCUUGGCGCGCCCGGUGCCCACGGCGCUCUUCAUCCAGGCGGCAUUCCGGGGUUGGAAGCUGCGCGUGGUCCCCACGGCAUUCCCGCUCUCCCGGCGCCUGCCCCUUUCCCCUCACAACCAAUGGAAAGCUCAGAGCAGGCUGGAAAACCAGCGCCGGCAGCUGAUGCGGGAUCUGGGCAUCAAGCGGGAAGUGCUUCCCGACGGCCGGGAACGUUGGUAUGGAUGCGGGAAGGACACAGCCCGGUGCUUCGGGACAAUCCAUGCUGGAACACCCCAAUACAUCCUUACCGGGCGCUGGACCCCCCCCUGCUGCCUCCGGGCCCUCCGCGAGACCACCCGGCACGUCGUAUCCGUCCUGGAAGCAUCCGGAAUCCGGUACUGGUUGGAAGGAGGAUCCUUAUUGGGAGCCGUUCGCCUGCGGGAUAUCAUCCCAUGGGAUUACGAUGUGGAUUUAGGGAUCUACAAAGAGGACGUUGGGAAGUGCCGGUGGUUGGUGGCGGCGGCCGCCGGGGAAGCGGUGGAGGAUGCUGAAGGAUUCCUAUGGGAAAAGGCGGCCGAGGGGGAAUUCUACCGGGUCCAUUAUAGCCGGAGCAACCGGCUCCAUGUGGAUCUGUGGCCCUUCUAUUCCCGACGGGGGGUGAUGACCAAGGAUACGUGGCUGGGACACCGCCAGGAUGUGGAAUUCCCAGAGAGAUUCCUGCAGCCGCGGGUGCCGAUGGAAUUCGCGGGAUUGACUGCGAUGGCGCCCAACAAUGCCCGGGAAUUCCUGGAGUUCAAGUUCGGACCUGGAGCCAUCGAGAAUCCCGAGUAUCCCAAUCCCAGCGUCAAGAGGAUGGCGCAGGAAUGAGGGGAGUGGGAUGGGGAUGAGGAAUCCCGGGAUACAAAGGGGUUGGGAUGAGGGAUCCCAGGAUACAAAGAGGUUGGGAUGAGAAGGAGGAAUCCCGGGAAUCCUGGUCAAUGUGUGUCCCCCCCCAUUGACAAUAAAGCCUUCUGUGACCCCCA